AUGGCUUGGGUGUCUGUUUUUGAGUCAAAUGAAGAAUCAGGCCACCUUAUCCUUACCAUUGUUGUAUCUAGCCAUUUCUUUAUUUCCCAAGGGCGAGCAGUACUGGAAGGCUUUUCAUUAAUUGAUUCCCGUAAGUGGUUGAAGAUAGUAAGAAGAGCAGACUGCCUGCUGUUUGGGGCAGAGUCAAAGAAUGAAUGCCGUAUGUUCCGUAUUCAGUUUGGUGGAGAUUCAAAAGAACAGAUGCUGGAACACUGCUGUAAUUGCGUGCGGAAACUUGCAGAGUAUGUACCAGUUCAAGUAACUGAUGAACAAAGCCAGAAGCUCUAUCAAAGUCUCAGUCAGCUGGCUAAUGGUGAAAGUCAAGUGAAGGAUUCUGAACAAAGUGCAUCCAUACUACAUACACCAGAUGAGCCUCCACCAUAUUCAUGCACAAGCCUUGGAGAAAGAAGAUCUGUAACACAGCUAGCACAGUCUGUGCUGAAAUCGAAGUUUGAGCUCCCCCUUGUGUAUCAGCAUUCUGUGUGGAAUGCACAAGAGUUGGGGCCUUUUAUUCGCUUAUGUCUUAUGGAUCAAAAUUUCCCAGCUUUUGUGGAAGAUGUGGAGAAGGAAUUGAAAAAACUAACAGAAGGUUGAGAAAUAUUAACUUAUUACCAUUAGAAUAUACAGCACUCAGGAUACACAAACAAUAUCGUUAAAUAUCUGAAAAAAAUCUCACACAUUUUUGUCAGUGUUUUAUUUUUAAAAACAGGUGAAUCCACUUUUUAUACAUCAUUGCACUUCAACAAAUACACAGAACACAAGUUCAUGCAUCUACAGUUACGCACAUCAUGAGAACCCUGUUAGGUCUAUUUCUACAAUCUUUAAAUCAUGAGAAAUUACAGUGUCAAACUAAAGAGUAUAACUAGUUGCAUAGAAUAUCACCAUGCCGUAACAUUUCAUCAUCAUUUAAACAAAAAAGAAAAUUAUAAAAGUUUGCCUGAAUUGAAUGUACAAGGAUAUGUUGAACACAUCAGUGCAAAAGGAUUUGAGAAUUUACAUGAUUUAACAAAAAAUCACUUAAAAAGCAAUCAUAUAUAUAUAUUUAUAAACUGAAGUUUUGUUUUUGUUUUUAACUGCAUUUCACCACCACCAUUUUGUUGACCCAUUCCAGCCAUUGAAGUCUGAUUAUUGGACACCCAAGUCUCCCUAUAUAGGUUAAGCCCUUAAGAUAAUUUCAAUUUAUAUUACUUCUCUAAGUACCAGAACAGCAUAAUUCUCUCAUCUUUCAGACAUACAGUAAGGAAUGAAUAUCAGCAGCUUAAAAAUGAAACACAUUUACUGUAUUUUGGUUCCCCCCCCCC
This is a messenger RNA of Struthio camelus australis, 1340 nucleotides long. NCBI's taxonomy places the organism in Eukaryota, Metazoa, Chordata, Aves, Struthioniformes, Struthionidae. The record is from RefSeq and is a predicted model, not a curated record.